UGUGUUUUGGAAGAGUACUGUGCCGCGAAUAUUUGAAUAUGUGUGCGAAAUGACAUCUGUUUGAUAAAUUUCUUUUGCAAAGAAAUCUGAAAAAAUGACGUCAAUGCAAUUAGUGUUUCUCUUUGACCUUAACGCGUUUAACAGUGUUCAAUUAAAGUCUACAAGGGAACUAAAUGAAAAUUUACAAAGUUUACGAUUAACUUGUUUACGAUUAUUAACUUAUUUUUCAAAUGAAGUGCGUACUUUGAGAUGGGGUUUUAAGUUCUUUGACAGUUGUGGCUCGUUAACUCAGGCUAUGGAUAAAUUUACAUAUCAAAAUUUUUCUUUGGAAAAUUUUGAAAUUCUUGAAAAUGAAAUAUGUUUAAGGUAUCAAAGACAUGUUUCUUACUUGGAAGCAUUAGCAGAAUCUGUUCAACGGAAUACUACGUUAGCUUCCAAUAUGCUCUCUAGCAAUCAAAAUGAACUACAGAAACCAUAUCCUAUUAAACUAUUACAAUUAGCAUUAACACAAAUUCUUUGUGAGUACCAUUGGGAAAGUUUUGAUGUAACUUCACCAGUUAGAUCCACUAAUGAACAAAUUGAACGAAAAAAUUAUUUGUUUUUUGUCACAAAGUGUACAGAAACUGUUGAAGACUUCAAAUGCUACUUUGGAGUGAAGCAUGUACCUGUGAAAAAUUCUCGAAUCCAUUCGCUAUUACUUUCUCCAUCAUUACAUAAACAACUCUUAGGUAGAGCAGGCAUACAGUGGGUAUGGCUAAGUACAUCAAAAAAUAACUUUUUAAGCACUUCUAAAUCAGAAGUUUUGAGUAAAAUGUCUGAUGCCUUACAGUCACUGCAGUGUUCUCUUAUUCCUCUUUCUGUUUUAUCGCAACCAGUUCGCAGACCUACAAUUAAAGAAAAAAAUAAUCUGACAAUGGAUCCUGCAGAUGAAUCUACAAAUAGCCUAUAUGUUCAUUAUGCAUUUAUACCAUUUUCAACUGUUUUCCGUCAAAGCCUACGUUAUCCAUUUUACUCUAUCAAUGAUCAUAUGAUUAACAAAUCUGUACUUUGCUCUCCACAAAAUGGGAAAGAGAUUCCUGUUUCCAUUAUUAAUUUUUCAUUACAAUCAAAAAGAGACGAGAAAAGAUCAUCAGAAAAAUAUAACAAUACUGCGAGUGAGGCAUGUAAUACCGCUGCAUGGUCAAAAUUUGUAAUUCGAUAUGCAGUGAAAAGAAAUAUUCAUAGCACAGCAUAUGAUCUGCUGUUGUGUUUACCAUUAGUUUCGGCUACAUCUUCAACAGAUUUCAACUUCAGAGAUUUAAUUAAAGCUCUGAUCAUAGAAGAUAAAAGCUUAGUUGUAGAUUGUGAAACAGUCACACCUGGCUUGAUGAUACCAGGUUUAUUUUCUCCAUUGUCUGAUGAUGCAGCUGUCAUUUCUAUAAUAGAUCCUGCAGUUAGCUUCUUUGAACAUAAGAAGAUUGAUUUUCCCAAAAGCAUUCAUCAUAAGCAAGUAAAUGAAGUUGAACUGAAAGCAGAAAUAGAGAAAGAAAUGAAAUGCUUAUUAGAUUCAAAAGAAGUAACACCAUCAGUUGAAGUAAAAAAGGAUGGCUUUCUUAUCAAGCCUUUUGAAGCUGAAUGUUUAGAAACUUGGUUUGCACCAAAUCAAUCUCUUUCUAAUCUGGCAAAUGAAAUUAGUACUGAUCAAAUUACUAG
Stegodyphus dumicola is the source of this 1692-nucleotide messenger RNA. RefSeq lists its product as uncharacterized. The record is from RefSeq and is a predicted model, not a curated record. NCBI's taxonomy places the organism in Eukaryota, Metazoa, Arthropoda, Arachnida, Araneae, Eresidae. Gene Ontology annotation, molecular function: chromatin binding. Gene Ontology annotation, biological process: mitotic G2 DNA damage checkpoint signaling; response to ionizing radiation; regulation of DNA-templated DNA replication initiation. Gene Ontology annotation, cellular component: nucleus.